This is a messenger RNA of Priapulus caudatus, 1623 nucleotides long. RefSeq names its product tyrosine-protein kinase Src42A-like. NCBI's taxonomy places the organism in Eukaryota, Metazoa, Priapulida, Priapulimorpha, Priapulimorphida, Priapulidae. Gene Ontology annotation, cellular component: extrinsic component of cytoplasmic side of plasma membrane. Gene Ontology annotation, molecular function: ATP binding; non-membrane spanning protein tyrosine kinase activity; signaling receptor binding. The record is from RefSeq and is a predicted model, not a curated record. Gene Ontology annotation, biological process: innate immune response; cell surface receptor protein tyrosine kinase signaling pathway; cell differentiation.
UCGUGUCAAUAUCAGAAUAUCGAAAUGGGAGGGUUUAUGCGAAAUUUCUUACAAAACCAACCGAUUAUUUAUAUAUUUCUAACCAGACGAUCGGCUAUGUGUAUGUGAGAGUAAGAAGUGUUUCAUCCCCGUCGGCAUGGGUUGUUGUUUUAGUAAAACCAAAGACAGGAGAGACAAGUAUGUGGGAAAGACGGCGUCUUCUGCUAGCGUCACGCACGUAACCACAACGGGUUCUGCGGCUAGUGCCGCACAACCGUUCUCGUAUCUUGCCGGCACUUCAAACUUUGUUCCAAGUAACCAGCGAGCUUUACCAGGUAUCUUUACCUCGUCGGUGACCCGCCCGCAAGACGUACGCGGGGGUGGCAUCGCACAGGAGAGCGUAAGGUCGGGAGCUGGCAUCACGGUUUUCGUUGCACUGUACGAUUACGAGGCGAGAACAGAUGAAGAUCUGGGAUUCCAGAAAGGAGAUCACCUGGAAGUCCUUGAUGAUACACAGGGUGACUGGUGGUUAGCUAGGUCGAAAGCAAGUAAGAGAGAAGGAUAUAUUCCAUCCAACUACAUUGCCAAACUAAAAAGCAUUGAAGCUGAGUCAUGGUACUUUGGGAAGAUCAAGAGAGCAGAGGCAGAGAAGCGGCUAUUGAUGGCCCCAAACGAGCACAGAGCUUUUUUGAUAAGGGAUAGCGAAAGCAGGCACAACGAUUUCUCACUCUCAGUGAGAGAUGGCGAUACGGUCAAGCACUACCGAAUACGGCAGCUGGAUGAGGGCGGGUACUUCAUUGCGAGAAGAAUCACUUUUCCGGACCUGCAAGAACUAGUAGCUCACUACAAGUGUGAUGCAGAUGGCUUGUGUGUCACUCUCAGCAAGCCGUCAGCUAAGAUUGACAUCCCAGUUCCGCGGGGACUGUCGCACAAGACAGGGGAUCAGUGGGAGAUAGAUCGACGUUCCCUGAAGAUGGUGCGCAAGCUUGGCCAGGGGCAGUUUGGAGAGGUCUGGGAAGGCCUGUGGAACAACACAACUCCUGUAGCAAUCAAAACUCUCAAGCCAGGCACGAUGGAUCCGAAGGAUUUCCUAGCCGAGGCGCAAAUCAUGAAGAAGCUGUGGCAUCCGAAGCUGAUCCAGCUGUACGCCGUGUGCACGCUGGAGGAGCCGAUCUACAUCGUCGCAGAGCUGAUGAAGUAUGGCAGCCUCCUCGAGUACCUGCAGUCAACGAGAGGUCACACCAUGAAGCUGCCUGACCUGAUCGAAAUGUCCGCUCAGAUCGCGUCCGGGAUGGCCUUCGAAUCUCAGAAUUACAUCCACCGAGAUCUCGCUGCAGAAAACAUCCUCGUCGGCGACAAUAGCCUGGUGAAGAUAGCUGACUUCGGUCUGCUCGGCUUAUCAAGGUACGCGCGCGAGGAUGUGUACGAGGCCAGAGAAGGAGCGAGAUUCCCUAUCAAGUGGACAGCCCCGGAAGCUGCGGCUGCGAGCAAGUUCACGACAAAGUCUGAUGUCUGGUCAUUUGGAAUUCUGCUGACAGAACUAGUGACCUAUGGCCGAAUACCUUAUCCAGGUGCGCUACCAUACCACAUUCCGAUGUAACAUGCAUUUUAGUCGGUACUUUAAUGAGAGAACGAUCCAACUUU